GUAAGAAACUGAGUUUUUAUUUACUGUGACACGUUUGUUCAGAAAACGGGUCCUUCUCCCCCAACAGUGCUGUGGAUUUUUGGGCUUUUUGGCCACAUUUGACCCCUGCCGUCACCACUGAGAGUCCUUCCAGCCACUCAAGGUCCGUCCCAGCCCCCAGUUCGGCUCGGGGGUUGCGGGGUGCAUGUUACCUCACUACAGCUGCCCUUAGCACUCAUCCUACGGGGCAGCGCCGGCUUAUUUCUGUACUGCCCCGAAGAAACACAGGGAGGGUCAGAGGCACCGGCGGGCCUGGCUUCCCCCGGGUGGGCUCCCCUCACGUCGGGGCCUCUCUCAGCCCCGAGCAGGGCCAGGCCACCUCAGGAGCGAAGCCCCCGACCCCGCGGAACGCUUUCGCAGACCCGCGGCUCUCCCGGGCCCGCCAAACCCCCGCCCCCCCACCGACUCCCUCACACAAACACGGCACGGGGCGGAGCGAUGAAAUGGGCGGGAAACAAUAUCCGCUCUCUAGUGGCUCAGCCCGCUGUCCAUCAUCAUAACACCGCCUCACGUCGCUGUGCUCGUUAUUGCUAUUCGCCGGGCGGUGACGUCACCGACGCGAGCACGCCCCGCCCUCACCCCUCUGCGUGCCGUGUGCAAAGGCAACACAGCCGUUAAACGAGCCGCGGGGCGGAGCCAGUGAUGGACAGGGAAAGAAGCGGAUCGCCCAUUGGGCGCCGCGGGAUGUUCAAAUUAGUAUGGGAGGCGAUGAUUGGUGGCGACGCGGCGCGGCCCGCCGCCCCCGCCCGGGCGGGUCAUUGUCUGGCGGCUCCUGAGGCGGGUCGGGCGCGGCGGUGGCUUUGGGGUUCGGACGGCGGCAGUGGUAUCAUGGCUGGUGGCAAGGCGGGCAAGGACAGUGGCAAGGCCAAGGCCAAGGCUGUGUCGCGCUCCCAGAGAGCCGGGCUGCAGUUCCCAGUCGGCCGCAUCCACAGGCACCUGAAGACUCGGACCACCAGCCACGGGCGUGUGGGAGCCACGGCAGCCGUGUACAGUGCAGCCAUCCUCGAGUACCUGACUGCUGAGGUGCUGGAGCUGGCUGGGAACGCUUCCAAGGAUCUCAAAGUCAAGCGGAUCACGCCCCGGCACCUGCAGCUGGCGAUCCGUGGUGAUGAGGAGUUGGACUCCCUGAUCAAAGCCACCAUUGCUGGUGGAGGCGUCAUUCCCCACAUCCACAAGUCCCUGAUUGGAAAGAAGGGACAGCAGAAAACGGCGUAGAGGGAGUGCAGCACCGGAUCCCCCGUCAUCGUACUGUACCUGGGCACAGGAACAUCUCGGGGAUACGAGCAACUUUUUUCUAAGGAAUAGUUAAAAGGAAGAGCAUAGAGGAUUGACUGUAGAGGAAAUAUUGGGAUGGGUUUAGAUUCUGAGUAGGACACAACGCGGGCUGUGGGGUGGCAGCCAGGGGUGGGCGAGUGGCUCGGCUGCCCCCAAGUUUUAUACAAAAAUGGAACCCAUAAACAAUUUUUUACAAAAAUCCUGAGUGUUGUCUCCAGUGGUGGUGGGGGUAGGGGUGUGGGCAUGCCCCCAGUACCAGGGCAUCCCAUCAAAUAAGCGCCUGUGCCAAUACACUGUGAGCGACAAGCCCUAUGCAGAUGUUUGGUGGGGUGGGGCAUGUUCCAAGGCCCUGCCUGCCGGGAGCACAUGGCCGGGUCUGUCCAUCUGUCCUGGCCUGGACACAGGAGUGUUUGUGUGUGCCUGUCCCACCCAGAGGGGUGUGCAUCUGAACUGUGCCUGCGAGUGUCUGUAUGUCCAUGUGGUGCAGGGCUGGGCGUGCCAGUGACCUGGCAGCCCGCAGCAAAUGGCUGCUGGGAGUCCGGUGUCUGUCAGAUCUGGCUGUGUGUGGGUGCCAGAUCUGUCUCUCCGGGGCGUCUGUCUGUCUGUCUGUCUGUGGUUGGAGGGUAUGUCAGUCCUGGGUGUCCUGGACACAUGGCUCCUGCCCAGGCUCCAGCCGAGCCCUGUAUGGAGCAGCUGGAUACGGGAGUGCUCCGAGCCGGGCCCGGAGGCGGUGGCGGGAGGGGAGCCUGACCGGCGGCGGCUCCUGCACUGGCAACACUGGGCGCCGGUUGCAUCAGGCGUCAAGUGGCACCAAUGGCAUAGGGCACCAUCAGGGCCGCGCCCGGGCUCAGACCAGCCCCGCCGGGCCGUGGCGCCAAGGGCAGCCGUGGGACCGGUUGCGACUGGGGCCGGGGCCGGGGCCCGGCCGAGUUCGGUCCCGGCCGAGUUCGGUCCCGGCCGGCCCGAUGUCGCACAAUGGCGACGCCGGUCAGCGCAAGAUGGCGGAGGGGGCCGGGCCGUCCUCGCUGCCCGCGGGCCGUGUACUGCGCAUGCGCUCUUCAUGCCGUCGCCGGGCGCAUGCGUGCACCGCCGCACGCAUCGAGCCCCGGAGCCCCCCGGGAGGCACCAUGCGGCCACUACGGGGGAGUAUGCAGGGCGCAUCAGUGCCCGCCCGCAACGCUGCGCCAUGCUGGGCAGAGGAGCCGGCCUGACUGGCGCUUUAGAUCCUGUGAGUGCCCGGUUGGCGGCGGGGCGCUACGGGCUGCCCCGGGGGUUGAGCCCAAGCUCCGCGUUACGUAACGUGUUCCCCCUGCCUGACUGCAGUGGUUCUGGACCUCCGCCCCCGUGGCGCGUAUUACGCUCACCAUUGGCUGGACGCAGCAGCGGGGCGGGGCGAGAAGGCUAUAAAUAAAGGCGCUGAGAAAGGGGCCGCGUUCAGACCAUCGCUGCAGUGGUUUGGUUUUGUUGCUCCGGUGCUUUCCCCUUCCGCCUGUCGCCGCCCAUCGCGUCGCCAUGAACGGGCAACUGAACGGCUUCCCCGACGUGUUAAUCGAGGAGGGCACCUUCCUCUUUACCUCCGAAUCCGUGGGCGAGGGGCACCCAG
Oenanthe melanoleuca is the source of this 2917-nucleotide messenger RNA. Its product is annotated as histone H2A.V. Gene Ontology annotation, molecular function: protein heterodimerization activity; DNA binding; structural constituent of chromatin. The record is from RefSeq and is a predicted model, not a curated record. The coding region runs from base 682 to 1254 and encodes 190 amino acids. Lineage: Eukaryota; Metazoa; Chordata; Aves; Passeriformes; Muscicapidae. Gene Ontology annotation, cellular component: nucleosome. The transcript has 5 exons.